Messenger RNA from Acanthochromis polyacanthus (spiny chromis), 2650 nucleotides. Its product is annotated as UDP-glucuronosyltransferase 2B15-like. The coding region runs from base 739 to 2316 and encodes 525 amino acids. Gene Ontology annotation, molecular function: UDP-glycosyltransferase activity. The record is from RefSeq and is a predicted model, not a curated record. The transcript has 3 exons. NCBI's taxonomy places the organism in Eukaryota, Metazoa, Chordata, Actinopteri, Pomacentridae.
UUCUUUUUUUUCUGUACUACUACUAAGUAACUCUGAUACAAAAAGCAUGCAGCAGAUGUAUGUUAUCGAUCUCACUGGACAUUAUGCAACAUUCACUGCUGUCCAGAAUUUUUUUACUGAGUGCCUUUUUGAAUGUUUAACUUGUUGACCGUAGCAUAUGGUGUUACAUUUGUGCUGUUUUUUCAAUGUUUUUGUUCUUCUGAUAUUAGUUAGUUAAUGAAGAGAAAUCCAUGUUCUCUAUUUUUUGUCUUUGCACUUUAGAUAUCAAUAGGUCUCACACACAAGGUGCAGCUUCAUGUUAAAAAAAUCAAAGGUUUACUGACUGUAUAAGGGGUAAAAAGUCCAAAUAUGACACAGACCACAUCUGUGUAGCGUUUACAACUGACAGUAACUCUUUCCUGCUGAAGAUAGUGCAUCUCUGGCUCAUUGUGACUAACGCUUCCUGUAAAGACAGGAAUCUCUUGCAACACAUGUCUUGAGGGUGGUACAAAUGAAACCAGGAAGUGUUUUUUUUUAGUUGCACUGGUGUCACUCCUCACUGUGUGGUUUGUUUUGUUUGGAUCUCUCUAUCUAACAAGAGAGUUUAUGAACAUGAUUUCCAAGGAGGAUUUCACUACGGGGAUGUGACACAGAAUGCAUGCAGAGCUCUUGGCACCAAGCGGCACUCUAAUUUCCUGAAAGAGGCUCCAUGUGUUACAUACACGUGAGGACGACGAUACUAUUUGAAGAGAUCCGAAGAUGUUUUUGUCACUGGCUUGCAUUAUCUCUUUUCUGGCUUUCAUCACUCCAGCUGCUCAUGGUGGGAAAGUUCUGGUGUUUCCACACGACGGCAGCCACUGGGUGAACAUGCGGGUACUUGUUGAGGAGCUGCAUUUGCAGGGGCACACUGUGACUGUCAUUCGAGCUGCAGACAGCUGGUACAUCAGUGAAACGUCUUCACAUUACAAUACAGUCACAGUGAACGUCAGCGGUGGUGGAAAUGAGGAAUUUUUUCAUCGCUUCGUGUCUGAGGUCAUUAAAAUUAAAAGAAGCAAGGGCUCCGCGUGGGCUCGUUUUGCUUUAGACAUGGAGCUAAAAGACAAGUUUUUUGAAUUACACAAACAAAUCUGUGAAGUGGUUGCGUACAUGUUUGAAAAUAAAGAAUUAAUGACGUCCUUUCAAGAAGCCAACUAUGAUGCGGUUUUGACAGACCCGGCUAAUGGUGGAGGAGUACUGCUGGCUCACUAUCUUGGCUUGCCGUUAGUGUUCAAUGCUCGGUGGACUGUUCACGGUGAGGCCCAUUUCGCAAUUGCACCUUCUCCACUUUCUUACGUCCCACUUCCACCUUCGGAACUAACAGAUCAAAUGACCUUUCUUGAGCGGGUUAAAAACAUGUUUUUUUACACCAUGAGGAUGCAUCUGUACAAGCAGAUAGUUGGACCACAUUAUUCUGCUUUGACCAACCGCUACUUUGGCUCAGAUGUUGGCUACUUCUCUCUGUUUCAAGCUGCUGACCUGUGGCUCAUGAGAGUGGACUUUGUGUUUGAGUUUCCUCGUCCAACAAUGCCUAAUGUUGUGUACAUGGGAGGGUUCCAGUGUAAACCUGCAAAACCUCUGCCUCAACACUUGGAGGAGUUUGUGCAGAGUUCUGGAGAGCAUGGAGUCAUCAUCAUGUCUCUGGGGACUUUAAUUGCAGAGCUCCCUCAUGACUUAGCUGAUGAGAUCGCUGCAGCUUUUGCUAAACUUCCUCAGAAAGUCAUCUGGAGGUAUAAAGGCAGCAGGCCAGACACUCUGGGCCACAACACUUUACUAGUCGACUGGAUGCCUCAGAAUGACCUCCUCGGACAUCCAAACAUUAAACUAUUUAUCAGUCACGGGGGAACAAAUGGGAUAUAUGAGGCUAUAUAUCAUGGGGUUCCAAUUGUAGGCAUUCCCUUUGUGUUUGAUCAAGCAGACAACCUCUCCAGACUGAGAGCAAAGGGUGUUGCAAAGGUUUUGGAUAUUUCUGAUUUGGACAGGAAAAUAUUUCUGGAGGCAAUACAGAACAUCCUGAAUGAGCCCUCUUACACAAUCAACAUGCAGAGACUUGCCAGGCUGCACAAAGAUCAGCCAAUGAAACCGCUGGACCGUGCCCUCUUCUCAAUAGAGUUUGUCAUGAGGCACAGAGGUGCAGCUCACCUGAGAACCGAGUCGUACAGAAUGCCCUGGUAUUCCUACUACUCUGUGGAUGUCCUGUUAUUUUUACUGGCAGUUGCACUAUUUUCAGCAUUGUUUUUCACUGGGUUAAUAUGGUUCUGUUUGAGAUUGUGUUUUAAAAGAAAACAGAAGUCUGAGUAAUUAGGAAACAGAUAAUUUUCACUUUUGUUGAUAUAUAGUCAAACAUGUAUCAGUUUGGCUUAUUUUAAAGCAUGUUUUAUAUUUCUUUUUUUGUCUCACCUUUGGGUUUCCUGUGAGGUUUCUACUUAAGUGUUCACAGAAAUGAAUCUGCUGUAAAGGAAAAAAAAAAUCCAGAUUUGACUGUCAGCUUGCCGAAAAGAAUCUGUUUGAUCACUUAGUUUAAAUUAGAGUAAUUACAUUUAUGUGUUUGCAUACGUCAGUUUACUUUUUUUUUCGAAGCAAAUGAAAGCAGAAUUAUGAAAUAAUAAAAACGGCAUACAUUUUAACUCUUAAA